Molecule: messenger RNA, 2200 nt
Organism: Schistosoma turkestanicum
Lineage: Eukaryota; Metazoa; Platyhelminthes; Trematoda; Strigeidida; Schistosomatidae
Source: the annotation of a GenBank genome assembly
ACAGUUGCGCGACCUAUGUUUCUUCAGUGUUAUGCCGCAAGAUUCGAAAUAUCUCCUAGUUAAGUACUCAUCUGUAGUUUUGAGAAAUUUGAGGGUCUUGAACUAUGACUUUGAUACACUCCAUGUCCCUAAACAGCCAGAUUCAUUUUUGUCUUUUUUCAAAGUAUCCCGUAAAGCAGAGUUUAUACACAUACUUCACUUCCUAUUUCGAACACUAAAUCCUGCAAAAUAUAAUGAAGAAUUAAGUGGUCUUCUAGGACCCAAGUCUGAUAUUGGAUUCAAGAAUGCGACUUACCGCUGGUUACGCGUUUUGUCAGCCGAGUUUCCUAAAGUGAUUUCCAACUUUUUCGCCACAUGGAGUUGCCCUGCCGGAAUUGGUGUUAUGCGUCUUCUGGCAAAUUUAUCUUCUUAUGUCCUAGUAGUUUCAAACGACAUAAUACCUUUUGUUAAACAAAGCUUGGGAAAUAGUCUUGACUGUGAACGGGUGCAGUCAAACUCAAUGAAAAAUGCCCAGCUUAAUUUGGAAUAUCUGUUUUCUCGCAUUUAUUCAGAAGAGCUACUCCAAAGGGAACUACAGAAAGGAUAUGAAGCUUUGGAUGUUGAAGUUCAGCAUGCAUCAAAAGAACUUUUCAAAUUCAAGAAACUUAUUGUUUCAGAUUCCGAUUUUCAAACUGAUAUAAACAAUGCCAAAUUGUUUUCUCUUUGUUCUGAUGAAACUAUUGGAUUAUCGGAUGAACUGAUUGCUUAUCAAAUGCAAUUAAAGAAAGAAGUAUCUACUUUGAGACAACAACUUGAAACUUACUUAAUCAAACAUAAACCUUCUUUACUACUGUUAGACAAUAUACUGGAUAAUUUGAAUGAUCAAAAAUCAUUAACCUUAAAUGGUUCGAAUAUGAAAUUUCUACAGUCAGGAACAAUAUUCCCGUCAUAUUUAGAUGAAAACAAUAAGGAGGAAGAACCGAAGCAAACCGAUGACAAAUUAAAUUUUCAUUUAUUUCUACGUCAUUCAACAGUCUUUUUACAAACUGCUUUGAAAUCUUACAAACCUUGUUUUAUAAAUGAUAAAUUUGAAGAAUUAGUUUCUGCAAAUUCUAAAUCAUCCAGUCAAACUAAUUUAUCAGAUUGUCUCAAUGUUUUUAAACAAACUGUUGAUCAAUUUUACACUCAAACAUCUCCAAUCAAUUCUACUUGUUCAACUAAUUCGAAAGAGGAAUUUUGUUGCUUAAUGAAUAAAAUGCACAAUACUAUUGAUGAAUUACAAUUGGAACUGAAAGAUGAAUGGAUUCGGGAAUCACAGAAGAACCUAGACAUUCCAGAAUUUUCAGCGACCUAUUCGGUUGUAUCUAAACCCUGCAUUUGCCAAACAAGUAAUGAGUAUGAUGUAAAUAACAUGUCCAAUAACAAGUUCGAUACAUUAGCAGUGCCUACCUUGAAUAAACCAGAUAAAAUAGCACUCACAACACCAUCGUCACAUGAAUCUCCUCAAAAUGUAUGCAUCAGUUAUCAGCUAUUUGAAAAGUCACCAGCAUGUAGUAAUUCACAGUCAAACUUUCUCGACAAAACAACCAAUAAGCUUUCCAGAUUAUCACUUGAAUCUAAUUCAGUUAAUGAAGUGAGUAAAGUGAAGAGAGUAAACAAUGUAAAUCUUGAUUAUACAACUUCCAGUUCAUUAUCAACAUUUUUUUGGACAAAUUCAAACAGCUGUGAUGUUCCUUUGGCUAACAAUACUUUACAAAAUCUAAGUAUCAAUCCAUCAAAAAAUAUUCUUGUUACAGAUAAAGUGUAUACUGAUUUCACAAAGUAUCAACUCUUACCAUCAUCAUCAUCAUCAUCAACAUCAGAAAAUAUAGCUAAUCAAACUGACAUAUUGAAAGAUAGAGAACGUGAUAAUUCUUUCAAAGAUAUUUCAAAAUUGUCAUUAUCCCUACAAAAAUCACCUUCAAUACAAUCUUCUUUAAAGGAUCUAUCCAAUAUAGGAGGAACAUCUGUACCACUUCCAUUUCAAUCAUUCUCUUCUACCAUGGAAUUAAAAGAAUCUCUUUCGUGUACUCCGAAAAAUAACAGUUUCAAUUUGAUCGAUAAUGAUUUGGAUUUUAUCAAUGAUCUACUUCCAUCAUCUCCAACCUGAUGAUGUUGAUGUUUUUCUCCUAUUCAUUUCUCCAUCAAUCAAUCAUUUUUCAUUUACUUGUUGAUAUGUAAU